AGGGAAAAAGCAAAUCUUCUUCUCUGUUAUGUGAGGUUAAAAAAUUGCUGCUACUGCUGCUGCAACAAUCAACAAGUUCAUCUCUUGGGGAGAAACAGCAAUCAAUGGCGGAUUAUCACUUUGUAUACAAGGACGUGGAGGGAGCAUCAACGCAGUGGGAUGAUAUUCAGAGGAAAUUGGGUAAUUUGCCACCGAAGCCUCCUCCAUUUAAGCCGCCAGCUUUCACGCCGGCGGAGGACGGGGAUUCCGCCAGAAAAGACAAGGAUUGGAUCGAUAACAAGACGGAGGAUGAACUCGAGGGGCUAGAAGACGAUCUCGACGACGAUCGCUUCCUUGAGGAAUACAGGAAGAAGAGGUUGGCUGAGAUGAGAGAAGCAGCUAAGAUUAUAAAAUAUGGGUCUGUAAUUCCUAUUUCGGGAUCUGAUUUUGUGCGAGAGGUUUCACAAGCUCCACCAGAUGUUUGGGUUGUUGUCAUUCUCUACAAGGAAGGAUUUCCUGAAUGCGGGUUGUUGAUGAAUUGCUUGGAAAAUUUGGCAACAAGAUACCCAGCAACAAAAUUUGUCAAGAUAAUAUCUACAGAUUGCAUUCCCAACUAUCCAGAUUAUAAUCUUCCAACACUAUUAGUAUACAACAAUGGUGCUGUGAAAGCAAAUUAUGUGGGCUUACAUAGUUUUGGCCGGAGAUGCACACCUGAAGGCGUAGCUUUAGUCCUCUGUCAAUCGGAUCCUGUUCUCAACGAUGGCCAGGGAGGUGAUUCAUCAAGAGAAGCUGUGAUUGAAGGCGUUCGAAGGCAAUUCAUAGAGAAAGUUGUAAGAGAGCAUGAAGAUGACGAUGAUGAUGGAUCAUCAAGUGACUAGGGAUUUUAUUAAUUCUGUAUAUUGUCUUCUUUUCUUGUGUGAGGGGAAGAGAAAAGAUUGUGUGCACUGAGAUAGAGAACAAGUACUUUGGCUUACUGGGCGUCACUUUGCAGCCAGUAAUUUGGUUAAGGAAGAUUUGUCAUUUUCACGAUUGACA
Carica papaya (papaya) is the source of this 1014-nucleotide messenger RNA. Its product is annotated as Thioredoxin superfamily protein. Gene Ontology annotation, cellular component: cytoplasm. Lineage: Eukaryota; Viridiplantae; Streptophyta; Magnoliopsida; Brassicales; Caricaceae. Gene Ontology annotation, biological process: protein folding. The record is from RefSeq and is a predicted model, not a curated record.